Molecule: messenger RNA, 1677 nt
Organism: Exophiala bonariae
Lineage: Eukaryota; Fungi; Ascomycota; Eurotiomycetes; Chaetothyriales; Herpotrichiellaceae
Exons: 1
Coding region: 1-1677 (558 amino acids)
Source: RefSeq, a predicted model, not a curated record
AUGCCUGUCCAGACGAUGCCGCAUGUGCUUGACCAUGGUCACGACGGUAUAAAUCAGACUGGGAAUAGAAAGCCACGUCGCAAGAUCCCAGGUAGCUCUUCAUGGAGGAUUGGACCGGCACCAACCAAGUUUUCGCUCAGGCAUGCAACUCCCCGAAAGCGGGAAAAGGCUUAUCUUUGGGGACAAGCCGACGGAUCUGAGGAGUUCGAUAAUAGUUCAGCUUCGACGAUUUCUCCAGAUCUUCUGAAGGCGGCCAAGUUCAAAUAUCAGCUCAUCCAAAAAGAUGUUAAGGACGAUGUUAUCGAAACCUUGAAUGUCUGUAAUGUUGUCUCCGAUAGCCCGAAAUCCCCAAAUCGGCCGCAGUUGCCCAUUCGAGACACGAUGCUUGACCAACUCGAAUCUGGAACCCGUUCUCUGUCCCCAGAAGAGCGGAAUAUGGUUGUCAGAUACCUUCAAUUUGCUCCAGAUGUCGCGUACGGAACCAAUGGAAGUGGUAUGUUCUGUCCCAAUAGAGACAUGAACUGGAAAAGCGUGCAGCAUUGUAAACUCGGCCUGCAGCACAUCCUCAUUGAUUGUGAAGCAUUACUCUCCAUUUCGAAAGGCCAUCAGCCUCCGGCGAGUAUGCUCUAUCGGAAAGCUAAAUUCUACAAAUCUACUGCGAAACUUCUGGGAGAGCCAGAGACACAGACAUCAGAUCUUGCUAUUGCUUGUGUCUGCUCUGCUAUUGCCAUCGAGUCUCGCUCACUCAACCUGGAAACAAAUAGAAUCCAUCUAAAAGGACUAGCUCGGAUGCUUCAAUUGUGCGGUUUCGAGUCUUUAUUCUCGAACGCAACAUUCAUGUUCCACCCACUCAGCUGUCUUGGCUUCUUUGUCCUAGCGGAGCUCGAGACCAGCGAUAUGGCCGAAGCGCAGGUAUGCUCCAGAGGGUUCUUCAGGAUUCUCAGCACCAUGCAGGGAAUUGCUGGGAAGAAGAUAACUCUCCACCGCGGUAUCGACGGAGUCACAAAUAAUUCAACAGGACUCAGGGAUUCAGUGCCAGAGAGACCAUGGUGGAACACAGCGGAAGAAUCGCCAAUACAUCCUCAUAUCAUAGCUUUAUUAUGCAUGUCAGCCCCAGAUGACGCUGUAUCACAACGAACCAGUCGCUUUCUUAGUCUCUUCCUCCUCAAUAUCAUGUUGUACGACUUUCAAGAUGCACCCUCAGAAGGUCGCUAUCUGCUGAAUCGUGUAUCCACUAUGGUUGAUAGCUCGAGCGCAAUUGAUCUGCAGACUCAAGUUUACAAGCUCAAAGUCGAGAUCAUACCAUGGAUUCUUGCGAAAUCGUGGGCCGAUGUCGACGCGGUAUCUCUUCGCAAAGGUAGCGGAUCUGCAAAAGAGAUUUUUCUGACCAAAGCAGCCAUGGACGCAUUAAAAGUCUUUGCCCGACUGCCAGAAGAUUCCAAAAUCGAGUUGGUCGCGACUCUAACCUCGUGGCUAGGUCUGCCAAACAUGAUACCGGCGCAAGGUGUAAAGGAAGGCUUUCGGGCCAACAAAUCCCAAGGACACGCUAUGUUUGAAGGCCGUGCUUAUGUUCCUGUACGGAAUCUAAGCCAAGAAGCCUUCGAGAAGAUGAGAGCCGAAGUUUGCAGCGACUGGUACGAAAACGGCAAAAGAAGAAAUUUGAGCAACUAUGGAUGA